Molecule: messenger RNA, 1057 nt
Organism: Pogona vitticeps (central bearded dragon)
Lineage: Eukaryota; Metazoa; Chordata; Lepidosauria; Squamata; Agamidae
Source: RefSeq, a predicted model, not a curated record
AUGGUCACUCUCGGAGAAAGUUUCCCCCUUAGUGCCACUUCCUCCAUCAAGCCAUUUCUAUUGCACAGCUCACUCUGCACGAAGUCAGCAUGGCGAUCGCUUCUCUGUCUUCUGGUUCUUGCUGGCUUGCUAGGAUCCUUGGCUACCGAAGAUCUUCAGAAGAAGGUCUUCGUUUUCCCGAUAGAAUCAAACAACUCUGCUGUGUUUUUGAAGGCCCCGCUCCAGCAGCCGCUGACCGGUUUCACCGUGUGCCUGAGAUCCUACACCCUCUUGACCCGUGGAUACGGCCUCUUCUCUUAUGCCACCAAGAGAAACUACAAUGAAAUCCUCCUCUACAAGGUCGACCCAAACGAAUACAGACUUUAUGUGGGAGAUUCCGCUGUGACCUUCAGCCUUCCGGAAAAGCAGGGCUCAAAAUCUAAUUGGGAACACAUCUGUGUGAGUUGGGAUUCUGCCACGGGGUUAGUGGAAUUGUGGGUGGACGGCCGUCCUUUGCCACGAACGGGGCUGAAGAAAGGUUACUCCAUCAAUCCCGAGGCAUCGAUUGUCCUUGGGCAAGAUCAGGACUCCUUUGGAGGUGGCUUUGCUACCAAAGAGUCAUUUGUGGGAGAGAUGAAGGAUGUGUACAUGUGGGGCAGGGUGCUGACUGCUAACGAAGUGAAUCUUGUCUGGAACGACAUCAGAGUUGAUAACUGUCUGAUUAACUGGAAAGACCUAGAUUAUGAGACCAGAGGUUAUGUGGUUCUUCAACCUUCCUUGUUUCCGAGGUACUGAUUGAGGAAAUGUUCUUCUCUCUCUCUAUCUUAAAGCAGUCUAAAAAUUGUACAACACUAAUUCAGUAAAGGUUGUUAUGUCGAUUUCAAUGACCUUAAGACUUCGAUGGACAAACUGUCAGCGUAUUCUUCCAAUAAAACUUUAAUUUUGUUUCAUUUACUAUUGAUAAGAAUUUAUACGAAUCUCAUCAAACAGAAAUUCAACGAAGAAUUUUGCAAUAUUUUCCAUAGUAAACAUGGCUGUCCUUGAUGAUUUUUUAAAGAUGGAUUUGAGAAAAAUAAAA